Apiotrichum porosum is the source of this 159-nucleotide messenger RNA. RefSeq lists its product as uncharacterized. The transcript is spliced from 2 exons. NCBI's taxonomy places the organism in Eukaryota, Fungi, Basidiomycota, Tremellomycetes, Trichosporonales, Trichosporonaceae. The record is from RefSeq and is a predicted model, not a curated record. Bases 1 to 159 code for a protein of 52 amino acids.
AUGUUUGCCGACUUCCCUGCCCCUGUCCUGUCUUCCUGUGACGGCGACGUAUAUGGCGAAAACCGUGGCUACGCCUGUAUUCCACGGUGGUCAGAUGUGUGGGACUGCUACGUCUGCCACUACUGCCUGGAAGAGAUGGAGAUUGAAGAGUAUGAGUAG